Messenger RNA from Propithecus coquereli (Coquerel's sifaka), 810 nucleotides. It is a transcript of the gene BUD31, whose product is annotated as BUD31 homolog (S. cerevisiae). The record is from RefSeq and is a predicted model, not a curated record. Gene Ontology annotation, cellular component: nucleus; spliceosomal complex. Gene Ontology annotation, biological process: mRNA splicing, via spliceosome. The transcript is spliced from 6 exons. NCBI's taxonomy places the organism in Eukaryota, Metazoa, Chordata, Mammalia, Primates, Indriidae. Bases 189 to 623 code for a protein of 144 amino acids.
GCGGCCUGAGGUGCAGAGGCUUCCGAUGAGACUGAGGAAAGGAGGAAAAGAGACCUUCCUAAAGUCACAGAAUAAUUGUUAGGGCUGGACAAGAAUCCAAUCCUGUAACUGCAGAGAUCAGAGAUCUUUCUGUUACAUUCUUGGGAAGCAGAUUCUAAGAUCUUUGUACAUUAUCUUGUUGGGGGGAAAUGCCUAAAGUCAAAAGAAGCCGGAAAGCACCUCCAGAUGGCUGGGAGUUGAUCGAACCAACACUGGAUGAAUUAGACCAAAAGAUGAGAGAAGCUGAAACAGAGCCUCAUGAGGGAAAGAGGAAAGUGGAAUCUCUGUGGCCCAUCUUCAGGAUCCACCACCAGAAAACCCGCUAUAUCUUUGACCUCUUUUAUAAGCGGAAAGCCAUAAGCAGAGAACUAUAUGAAUAUUGCAUUAAAGAAGGGUAUGCAGACAAAAACCUGAUUGCAAAAUGGAAAAAGCAAGGGUAUGAGAACUUGUGCUGCCUGCGGUGCAUUCAGACACGGGACACCAAUUUUGGAACAAACUGCAUUUGCCGGGUCCCCAAAAGCAAGCUGGAAGUGGGCCGCAUCAUCGAGUGCACGCACUGUGGCUGCCGGGGGUGCUCUGGCUGAGGCCCACGACCCCUCUCCACCCAGGACCUUGGACUUCGCAGUUGUUGCCUGCUGCACCAACCCCUCUCCUGGGAGCAGCUCUUCCCGCAGAGCGGUGCCCCAGGCCCGAGUUGGAACAUGGUCUCUACAGGUGAAGGCUUUGCUGUCUAUCAGCUGUGAUUUGUAAAAAUAAAACUUUUAAACUUCU